AUGGAUCACCUUAGGUCAAACGUGCCAGACUAUUAUACUCCUCAGCAAUACACUCCCAUACCACUUCCAAGCUAUCCACCACCGACCUUUGGGGCACCAACGCCGUAUGCUGGGCAUCAUCUCCAUCAGAGUCAGACCCAACACCAUCCUCCCAUUCAAUACAAUCCUACUCGCCAUGGGGGCCAACCUCCGCUAGUUGCCCAGACUCCCGUUCCGAUACCGACUCCGGCUCCAGCCCCGGUCUCACAACAAAGCAAUCAAGCUGGCAGCCACAGUCUCGAUACAAGCGGUCACGAUGAAACCCCUUUAGUCGGCGAGACGUCGGCCGUCGGCGGUCCCAAGGGGUUUGGGCGUACGUCGGCAGUCUAUCAAGUUGAUGGGAAUGGAAAGAAGCGACGCGUGAAUGCCGAGGAUUUCCGAGCCCAAGUCGAAGAACGCACUCGAAAUGGCGAAAGUUGCGAGCAAAUUGCAGAUGCGCUCAUUGCUCAAGGCGCCCAGGUCACUUCCAAGAGUGUCGGUCGAUGGAGAAUACUCUGGGGGUUUCGAAAGCGGGCUGUCCGAAAACAAUCAAAGCCGCCCAAGCCCAAAGAAGAGCGCAUCAGCAGUAAACAAAUAUGGCAGUCCAGAUCAAAGUCGGACAUUACUCGCAUGACCCAGCAAGGGCUCAGCUCCGAGGAGAUUGCCCAGAUCAUGACGAGGCGUGGCAUGGCCCUCAAGAAGGGAUCAAGUACGAUUGCCCGUCUCCAGACAAUAUGGCAACUUCGAGGAACCGAAGAAUCGCGUCUCAAGAACAGACGAUACCUGUCCCGUCGCAAGGCACGGCGACUACAGCUAGAGGAAUUUCAGUCCUAUGCCAAAGAGCUUGGACUCGAAAACCCCGAUGAAUGGGUCAAGAACAAGAUGGACGAGCCGGCGAUACAGCAGAUGCGGCGUGAUGCUGCGUAUGAACUCAUGGGCGACGACGCACCGAAACCCAAGGAACCCAAGUCCAAGCUGCCUACACGUAGACGAACGAGAAAAUCCGGGAAUCCGCCAGCUGGCGGCCAAGAUGCUUUCGCGGCGCACCCAGAUGUUGCAAAUGGCAAUGAUGCGGAUUCCAGCGAUAAUGAUGACGACGAGAUUACGGCGGAUAUAUCUUUGGCACCACGAACACUCCGUUCUGGUCGCGUAUCUGGCAACAACACCUUUGUCAUGUCAGGGAACGAAAGCGAGUCCAGCGACCAAGAUGCAGAAUACCAGCCCAUGGAUGGCGUCACUACUUUGGAAGACGUUGACAAUGAGAUUAUGGAUAAUGGUCAACAUGGCUACGCACCACUAUUUGAGCAAGACGACGACGAUGAUGAGGAGGAUGAAGCGAGUGAAGAGGAACCGACAGCCCCCGCACCAGUCGAAGCUUCCAUGAAUUUUACAAAUGCUACAAUGGUACCAGUCCUACCUGAUGACGCCGAGCGUGAGAGCAUGGACAGGCUGAUCAACUCGGCCGAUGGGUAUAUUGCUGCGGCUCAGCUGCUCAAGGAUCUGCUCCAAGCAAAGUCAUUGGGUCAGCCUGCACCUCGCAGCCUGACUGGUCUACCACCGUCAUUGAGCGACAUUGAGGCAGCACGCCACAGGUUGAAAGAAGCCGCACAAGCAACGGUUGGGCUCUUGUAG
This is a messenger RNA of Pestalotiopsis fici W106-1, 1650 nucleotides long. RefSeq lists its product as uncharacterized. Bases 1 to 1650 code for a protein of 549 amino acids. The transcript is spliced from 2 exons. The record is from RefSeq and is a predicted model, not a curated record. NCBI's taxonomy places the organism in Eukaryota, Fungi, Ascomycota, Sordariomycetes, Amphisphaeriales, Sporocadaceae.